Molecule: messenger RNA, 1065 nt
Organism: Coregonus clupeaformis (lake whitefish)
Lineage: Eukaryota; Metazoa; Chordata; Actinopteri; Salmoniformes; Salmonidae
Product: occludin-like
Exons: 5
Biological process (GO): snRNA transcription by RNA polymerase II; positive regulation of transcription elongation by RNA polymerase II
Cellular component (GO): membrane; transcription elongation factor complex
Molecular function (GO): cis-regulatory region sequence-specific DNA binding
Source: RefSeq, a predicted model, not a curated record
CACUCCUACAUGACCCCCUACUCGUCCAAGUCAGCCAUGAUAUCCAUUGAGGCCAUUAACUUCCUGGUUUCUCUGGGGUUCCAUGUGGGGAGUUUCUCUCGGUCGCUUGCCAUAUGCGGUAGGAGGUUUUACCUGACCAUGUUAAUCUGUGAUGUGGUCCUGGCAAUGCUGCAGGGCAUCAUUGACAUUGUAUUUGGGAUCGGGGUCAACCCCAUGUCACAGAGCUCUCAAAGCAUGCUCUAUAACCCUAUACUGAUGAUGUGCCAGAACAUGAAGGGAAGCCCCGGUCUGAGUGGGAGUGUGGGAGCGGGGUUCCCCAGGGUUUUCCCCAUGUACAACCAGUAUCUCCAACACUACUGCUACAUGGACCCUGAAGAGGCUGUGACAUUGGUGCUUGGGUUCUUUGUAGUGGAGGCACUGUGUGUAGCUGCAUAUUAUGCCUAUAAAACCCACAGUAAGAUAAUGCGCCAUGUCAAACCCAACAUGAUCUGGGACCGGUCACUGCUCAGGCCACCAGAGGAACAUGAUGUGCAGGACUGGAGUACUACUGUGGUCCUAUCAGAGAAGGCUGUCCCUGACCUCAGGACAGAGAACAGUGUUGUCUCCAACGGAGCCGGAAAAGUCUGCAUCUACAGUGAGGAGACCUACAAUGGCAAUGUUUACUAUGACAACACCAAUGGACAUGUGCCUAUGGGGGCAGAGAGCCUGAGGAAGACCCCAUUCACAGGGAGAGGGAACGGGAACCUACCUCCCCUUCACAGGAGGAGACCCAAUGUGAGACCAGCUACACCACUGGUGGGGAUACUGACAGGCAGACAGUAUAAGAAAGUGUUUGACUCCUACCUGGUGAGCUACAAGAGCCUGUGUGCCGAGAUCCAUGACAUCAGCGACCAGAUGCAAAAACUGAGCCGAGAGCUGGACACCCUGGACAUCUGCUAUUUUUUAGCAUUCUCCUCUAUAUCUCAGAGAGUGGCUGAUGAAUACAACCGGCUAAAGGACCUGAAGUGGGUGAGUGAAAACUGCCCCAGGCGGGCAUACCUCAUGUUACUGUACAUCAAGGAUUAA